Molecule: messenger RNA, 2613 nt
Organism: Camelina sativa (false flax)
Lineage: Eukaryota; Viridiplantae; Streptophyta; Magnoliopsida; Brassicales; Brassicaceae
Product: nardilysin-like
Cellular component (GO): cytosol
Molecular function (GO): metal ion binding
Source: RefSeq, a predicted model, not a curated record
UGAUAAAAAGAAACUUCUCCAUGAACAACUUUUGAAUAUGUUCAAAACGUAUUUUGUGGGUGCUUCAAUGAAUCUUGUGGUGCAUGGAUCAGAUCCCAUCGAUAAGCUUGCAACGUGGGUGACAUCUCACUUCGCUAAUAUUAAGCCCAAGGAAGCAACACAACCUCUGUUACGUAAAUUUGAUCCUAAAAUUCCUUUAUGGAAUCCUUCUGAUUCAUCCAAGUAUCUAUAUAUCCUUAAAGCUGUUGGGGAGGAAAACCGUCUUCAAAUUAGUUGGAAGAUACCUCCUAAGAUUCCUUCAGAUUCAUUUUCAAUCUUUCCUCCAGAUUCCGAGAGGCCAGAAAUAUAUCUCCAGAAACUAUUAGGCCAUAGAUCUAAAGGAUCUCUCUACACUCUUUUCAAAGAAAAGGGUUGGAUACUGAUCUAGAGGUCUCUGUUGGGGCUCUCAAAUUCGAUGCUGAUAAUGAUGAAGAAAGCACAAUUGAUUGUACUUCCAUUGGUAGAUUGUUUAUAAUCUCUCUUCAUCUCAGAAACAACAUCCAAAUUAGUGAGAUAUAUCGGAUGGUUACUUAUGUCUAUGAGUUUCUAAGCUUUGUCGAACAUGAAGAUGCUCCAUCAUGGGUAAUGGAAGAAUAUUUCCUUAUGAAGGAAAUCAUGUUUGCAUCAUUUGAUUGUUAUGAUGCAUAUGGUUCAGACCCGCCAGCUUUAACUCAAAGAAUUGCAGCCAACAUGAGUUAUUAUUAUCCAUUGAAGAAAUCUCUUUCUGGAGAUUAUACUCAUCUCUCUUGCAGCAGACAAUCAGUUUUAGGCCUUCUGUGUUUUUUUACGAACUCAAAUAUGAGGCUUGAUUUUGUUGAUAAAUCACUUGUUGAAGCAGAAUGCUUAGUGGAAUCGUGGUUCAACUCCUUCUACAAAAAAACGGAAAUUCCAUCUACCAUUACAGGUAAAUGGCGGCUUCGUGUUCAUGAAAAGCAGCGUUUUCAGUUUCCCCCCAAGAACAACUUUCUUCCGUCUCGCUCUCCAAAUGAGGAUGAUCUUAUGAAUGAGGAUGAUAGUGAGGAGGAUGACGAGGAUGAUAAUGAGCCGGAUGAUCUUAUGAAUGAGGAUUCGGAUUCACUUGCCAAUGAGGAGGAUGAUAAUGAGCCUUUAGUUCACAAGUCGCAUAUUAAAUUAUGGCAUUUACCUGACAACGAUGAAGUGCCAUGUGUUAGUUUCAUUGUUUAUCCUGCUUUGUCCUCUGAGUUGAAGAAUCAACUAAUGGUUCACUUGUAUGUGAAUCAUCUAAAAGAUUCUUUAUCAGAAAUCUUAUACCAAGGAGGAGAAGCCAAUUUUGAAACAUCAAUAUUGAUUUUCUCAAAAAUCAAUAUUGAAUUCAAAGUGAGUGGCUUUAAAGAAAAUCUCUUCAAGUACAUCUCUGAGAUUUGGAAUCAAUUCAAAUCAUUUACCCAUCCAUACGAAACCACUUUUGCGAUGGUAAAAGAGCUAGUGGAGAAUCUUCAGAAGAAGAGCGUUCUGGAAGUUUCUGGUUAUUCUAAUAACUUGAUGUUACAACAAUUAACACAAUCAUCUUAUGCCAUUGAUGAGAUGUUGAGCACUCUGUCUUCAAUCUCUUAUGAUGAAUUUGUUCAAUUCAUCCCUCAUAUGUCUUCCAAGAUGUUCAUUGAGGGUCUAUUCAAAGGAGAUAUAUCCAAAUUAUUUAAGAUGAAUCUUUACACAUGUCCAAAUUAUUUGAAGAGAGUGUAGAAAUUCCUUGUGAUCAGGAAUAUGUACAUAUUCCUCGUGGCACUAAUGAAUUUCAGAGUUCAAGUUAAUUCUGAUAUCAAUUCUUUUGCCGAGGUUUCUUUCCAAAUUGGAAUGGAGAAGUUCUCUGCCAAGAAAACAGCAAUAUUAAAGUUGUUCCACGCAAUGAUAGGCCAUAACUUAUAAGAUCAACUAAGUGCAAAAGAGAAACUUGGAUACCGUGUUGAUAGCGGUGUUGAUUUUAGGUAUGGAAUCAACCGAUUCGUAAUCAACAUUACUUCUUCAGUGUACGACCCUGCAUAUUUGCUAAGUCGUAUACACAAUUAUGUAGAGACUCUUGAAGUAUCUCUGAAAGAGGUUAAUGAAGAUACCUUUAAAGGCCACAUAGAUUUCUUGGCUCAGACAUUCCCAAGUCAAGAUGGGGAAGAUCUGUGGGAUCAGAUUACUGAGAAAAGAUUCUGCCAAGGCUUCAAUAAGAAUGUAGUCUCUGAAUUAAAAAAGAUAAGAAAGAAAGAUGUUGUCUGCUUUGUCAAAAAGUACUUGAUAGCAUCGAGUCACCACCACCGUAAACUUGAGGUAUGUAUUUGGGGGGUGCAACACUCCCUGCCCCCUUUGACAUCUUCUGUAUGAAGUGUUUGCUUAAAGAAAUCUCAGCCGUGGAAGCCAAGGGAAAGUGAAGGUCGUGACCAGCUCAAGUCAUCAAUCGAGAAGAUAUAGCCAGCUCUAGCUAAUCUAGAUACGAAGGUUUUGCAAACCAAUAUUAGAACUUUUUCAAAGUCUCGUGAAGACUUUCUUAAGUCUUGUGAACUCUUUCUUACUUCUUGUGAACUCUUUUCUUACGUCUUGUGAACUUUAUGAAGUCUGGUGAACUCU